GUGGCCCAGUUCGGAGUGCUAGUUCCGUAUACAGGGCACUGUAUAAAUAUCUGGGCCUCUGCAGUUGACGACAGUUGCAGUUGCACCGUCUCUCCACCGAGUACAACAUGAAGUUUGCCACACUGACCCUCCUCUUCGCCCUUGUGGCUCUGUCAGCCGCCGCUCCAGGCUUCAAGAAGGGCGGCUUCGGAGGAGGAGGCUUUGGGAAGAAAGGGUUCGGCGGAGGCUUCGGUGGAGGCUUCGGCGGAGGCUUCGGCGCCCCUAUCAUCCCAAUUGUCCAGCCAGUGCCAGUCUUCGCUCCUCCAAUCCACGUGGUCCACAAACCCAUCCACGUCGGAGGACUGUACGGAGGUGGCUUCGGAGGUGGCUUCGGAGGUGGCUUCGGAGGCUUCGGAGGCGGUUUCGGACACAAGGGCUUCGGAGGAGGCUACGGUUACGGAAAGUAAACAAAGCCAGCCAAGCUAACCUCUCGCCUUGUGUGCGAAACCAAAGAUGAUGAUCCAAAGGAAAGAUCCAGAUGGAUGAACAAUUUCUUCUUCUAAUUCUACUUCUUCAUCUUCUUCUUCUACUUCUUCUUCUGUGACUCUUUCAUAGGAUGACCAGAGGAGAGAUAUAGGUAGAUGAACUACUACUACUUCUAAUUCUUCAUCUUCUUCUUCUUCUGUGACUCUUUCAUAGGAUGAGGGGGCUUGUUUUGGUAACUUUUGCCGCUGACAACAAACAAGUGAACCUCUACCGGGUUUUCUGGUUGAUUCUCUUGCCAGUGUCAACUGAAAGAUGCCCAAAACUAAUCCCCCCUUAUACCAUGUGCCUGCCGCAAACUUUAUACCGUUCGAUCCAUCAAUGUUCCGUGUUCAUAAACCGAAUGAUUGCCGCAUAUUGUGGAUAUUCGUUCGUUACCUCUUUUUAAGUCAAUGGUGUGACUGUUACCAAAAAUAUUUUUUUGAUACAAUGUAAUUUACAUUUUUUUCCGACUUUGGAUUACGUAAAUUUCCAAUUUAAACGAGUUGUAUUACUGUUCUUUGAGAGAAGAAUAAAGUGUACAAUUAUAGAAA
Messenger RNA from Macrobrachium nipponense, 1055 nucleotides. RefSeq lists its product as uncharacterized. The coding region runs from base 108 to 446 and encodes 112 amino acids. The record is from RefSeq and is a predicted model, not a curated record. Lineage: Eukaryota; Metazoa; Arthropoda; Malacostraca; Decapoda; Palaemonidae. The transcript is spliced from 2 exons.